Molecule: messenger RNA, 1552 nt
Organism: Drosophila arizonae
Lineage: Eukaryota; Metazoa; Arthropoda; Insecta; Diptera; Drosophilidae
Gene: nudE
Product: Nuclear distribution protein nudE
Biological process (GO): vesicle transport along microtubule; establishment of mitotic spindle orientation; chromosome segregation
Cellular component (GO): centrosome; kinetochore; kinesin complex
Molecular function (GO): microtubule binding
Source: RefSeq, a predicted model, not a curated record
UUGUGCAUUUUGGAGUAGUGGUAAAUUUUUACAAGCAUAACUAUUUAUAUGCGGUUUUUAUGUAAAUAAACCAAAGCAUACGUAGUCAAAUAAUUCGUAAAGUCAACGCUUUCAGAUCAAUGACUUAACAUCAACAACUGUGUUUUGGCAUUAUUGAGAAAAGAAAAGAGAAAGAAAUAGAAAAUCUGAAGUGAAGUGCCACAAAACAUAAGUAACAGACCAAUUAUAAACGAAUUUGCUAUAUAUAGAAAAUAGGCAAAAUAGAUAAAGCCAAUAAGCAACGAACGAACGAACAUUUCUAACCCUGUUUGACCACCGACUAGUAAACAACAUAAAACGCAUAAGAUAUGGAGGCCCCACCAAUGUUUAACAGCGUCGAAGACGAGUGCAGAUACUGGAAAGAGCGCUCAAAACAGUAUCACAAAGAGUGGACAGAUGUGAAACAGGAAUACGAUGAGUAUGUUGAACAGUCGAGAGAAAUGGAAGCUGAAAUGGACGCCACUCUGGAGCAAAAACAGAGUAUAAUCAAAGAUCUCAGAGCCAAGCUUAAUAUGUUAGAGAAAGAAAACGAUUCCCUCAAGCUCAAGCUAGACUCACAUGGCAUUGAAAUGUCAAAUCUGGAUAAGCAGCUGGAGACGGUAAAGAAGGAACGCGAUUCCAUGAAAGAAUACCUGCGACAAUUGGAGCAGAAAAACGAUGAUCUGGAGCGUGCACAUCGCAUACUCAACGAGAGCAUAGUAGACUUUGAGAAGAUGUUGGACAAAGCCUAUGAAAAGAAUGCACUCCUUGAGAUGGAGGUGGACGAGAAGGAGGUUCUGCAAGAGAAGUUACAGCGACUAAUGGACGAGACUCGUGAUCUCAAACAAGAGCUCAAUGUGAAGUCGCGCUACACUCCAGCGAAUGGCACAACAACAACAACAACAACAGCAUCAUCAGCAGCUGGUAACAGCUCGAUGAACUCCUCAGCAUCGCUGCCCAAUGGUAUUGUGGGCAAUGGUGAUAUACUGCUGCAACAUGACAAUGCCACCACAAAGGCGACUAGCAUGAGUGUGAAUGCUCUAAAUGGCAGUUUAAAUAAUAGAAACGAAUAUAAUCAACAGCAACAUUCGCUUAAAAAUCCCGAGAACCUUAUCAAUGGCAAUGCUAUGAAUGCCAGCUCCCGCACCACGGCGCUCAACAUUGUGGCCGACAUGUUAAGAAAACUGAACUUGGACAAGGCCUUGUUAUGUCCUGAUUGUCAAAGGUUUCGCUGCACUUGUGAGCGUGCUGCACUGUCGCCAGGCAGCGAAACGAGUCUCUUUCGUCGAGCCUUCGUCAGCACGAGCAGCGCAAGUGGCAGCAACUCCGCCUUGGCAACGCCCAGCAGCGAGGGCAGCAACAGCGGCAGCUGGACGGACUGCAACGCUAGCCGGCGAGCCAGUUUGGCCAGCCUACAGUUUGGCACAAACAUAUUUAAGCGCUUCGCUGAGCGCAUGCGCAGCAUACAGGACUCUGAGCGUAUGCCAGGGCCACCUGAGCUGUGAUGCACAAACCAACGAUAUUUGUAAUUGCU